Adineta ricciae is the source of this 285-nucleotide messenger RNA. The record is from the annotation of a GenBank genome assembly. Lineage: Eukaryota; Metazoa; Rotifera; Eurotatoria; Adinetida; Adinetidae.
AUGAACACAACUUGUCGAUAUAUCACAAUUGCUCUUCUAGCACUGAUUUGUAUUCAAUCAGCAAUAUCCUAUCCAUCAUACAUGAAUCAAGCCCGUGCUUUUCUUCGUUGUCAUAUGUCUGCAAUCGCUUGCAAACGUAGUUUGUCAAUAUUCAAAGAGGAUCCCGAUCCAGAAAUGAUUAAGAACAAAAAUGAUUUGGAAACAUGUCUUAGUCAAGACAAACCAUUUUGGUAUUGUCUCAAGCAUAAUCCAUCGAUUACAUUAGAAGAUAUGAACCAAAACUAA